GUACGUAUCAAGGCUAGCCUCGCCGCUGGGUUUUGCCGAGACCGACACUCCGAGCGACGGGGACGAUUCCAUUUUUUUGAGAGCUUCUCAGUCGCCAUCAUAUCAACCUUUUGUCUCCCUCACUCUAACCCUCUCCUCCUCUGACUCUGACUCGUCCGUCCUACAUCCCAAGGUCGAAUUCUUCACGAGCGUUUCUCUUUUUUCUCCUUUGCUUGUAAUUCUCCCCAUAUACCCCCUCUUAAUUCCACAAUCAUGCAGCGCGCAUUGAGCACCCGGGCUCGGGCUUCCGUCCUCUCCUCAGCGGCUACCAAGUACCGAGCUGGCAGCCUCAGCCAGCAGGUCCGAUUUGCUCACAAGGAGCUCAAGUUCGGCGUCGAGGGCCGUGCUGCUCUCCUCGCUGGUGUCGAUACCCUCGCUAAGGCUGUUGCUACUACACUCGGUCCUAAGGGCCGAAACGUCCUCAUUGAGUCCAGCUUUGGAUCUCCCAAGAUCACCAAGGGUUCGUAGAAGCCCCAUUAACCAUUUUCAAGCUUCCAGCUAACUUAUUACAGAUGGUGUGACCGUUGCCCGCGCUGUCAGCCUCAAGGACAAGUUCGAGAACCUUGGUGCCAAGCUCCUCCAAGAUGUUGCUUCCAAGACCAACGAGGUUGCCGGUGACGGUACCACCACCGCUACCGUUCUCGCCCGUGCCAUCUUCUCCGAGACCGUCAAGAACGUUGCCGCUGGCUGCAACCCUAUGGACCUCCGCCGCGGUAUCCAAGCUGCUGUUGAGGCCGUCGUCGAGUUCCUCCAGAAGAACAAGCGUGAUAUUACCACCAGCGCUGAGAUCGCUCAGGUCGCUACCAUCUCCGCCAACGGUGAUGUCCACAUCGGCCAGAUGAUUGCCAACGCCAUGGAGAAGGUCGGCAAGGAGGGUGUCAUCACCUGCAAGGAGGGGAAGACCGUUGCCGAUGAGCUCGAGGUCACCGAGGGUAUGCGAUUCGACCGUGGCUUCGUCUCCCCCUACUUCAUCACCGACACCAAGUCCCAGAAGGUCGAGUUUGAGAACCCUCUCAUCCUCCUCUCCGAGAAGAAGAUCUCUGCUGUUCAGGACAUCAUCCCCGCUCUUGAGGUCUCUACCCAGCAGCGACGACCUCUUGUCAUCAUUGCUGAGGACAUUGAGGGUGAGGCCCUCGCUGUCUGCAUUCUGAACAAGCUCCGUGGCCAGCUCCAGGUUGCUGCUGUCAAGGCCCCUGGCUUCGGUGACAACCGCAAGUCCAUCCUCGGCGAUCUUGCUAUCCUCACCGACGGUACUGUCUUCACUGAUGAGCUUGACAUCAAGCUUGACAAGGCCACCCCUGACAUGCUUGGCUCCACCGGUUCUAUCACUAUCACAAAGGAGGACACCAUUGUCCUGAACGGCAGCGGCAGCAAGGACGCUAUUGCUCAGCGAUGCGAGCAGAUCCGUGGCGUCAUUGCUGACCCUACCACCUCUGAGUAUGAGAAGGAGAAGCUCCAGGAGCGUCUUGCUAAGCUCUCUGGCGGUGUUGCCGUCAUCAAGGUUGGUGGCUCCUCUGAGGUUGAGGUCGGUGAGAAGAAGGACCGAUUCGUCGAUGCCCUGAAUGCCACCCGUGCCGCCGUUGAGGAGGGUAUCCUGCCCGGUGGUGGUACUGCCCUCAUCAAGGCCUCUGCCCACGCUCUCAACGAGGUUCCUACUGCCAACUUCGACCAGCAGCUCGGUGUCAGCAUCGUCAAGAACGCCAUUACACGCCCUGCCCGAACCAUCAUCGAGAACGCCGGUCUUGAGAGCUCCGUUGUUGUCGGUAAGCUCACUGACGAGCACGCUGGUGACUUCAACAAGGGUUUCGAUAGCUCCAAGGGCGAGUACGUUGACAUGAUCAACGCCGGUAUCCUUGACCCCUUCAAGGUCGUCCGCACUGGUCUCAUCGAUGCUAGCGGUGUUGCCUCUCUUCUGGGUACCACUGAGGUUGCCAUCGUCGACGCCCCUGAGGAGAAGGGACCUGGUGGUCCUCCUAUGGGUGGCAUGGGCGGCAUGGGAGGAAUGGGCGGUAUGGGAGGUAUGAUGUAAAAGAAGGAAUAAUAUGACUUUAUGUUGUGCUGUAUCACUAAAAAGCUGGACGGAUGAAUGGCGCACAAUGGUUUGCGUGUUAUCUUGGGACGGGUAAAGUGGUCUUGCAAGCUCAUCUCCUCUCUAUCGGUUGUCGGACCAUGGCAUUUGUCUUCAUACCCCUUACGGAUUUUCAGGCUAGAUUUUGAAAGCCAUGUAUUAUAGCAUCGAUUGUAGCAUUAGCAUGAAAAGAUAUGAGAUACUAAAAGUUUAAAAAAAGAGAGGCAAGAAACAAAAGCAUUGAAACACCUGGUCUCUUAUCUUUUAUGUGA
Molecule: messenger RNA, 2379 nt
Organism: Fusarium verticillioides 7600
Lineage: Eukaryota; Fungi; Ascomycota; Sordariomycetes; Hypocreales; Nectriaceae
Product: heat shock protein 60, mitochondrial
Exons: 2
Coding region: 737-2068 (443 amino acids)
Biological process (GO): protein import into mitochondrial intermembrane space; mitochondrial unfolded protein response; protein refolding
Cellular component (GO): mitochondrial matrix; mitochondrial inner membrane
Molecular function (GO): ATP-dependent protein folding chaperone; ATP binding; protein-folding chaperone binding
Source: RefSeq, a predicted model, not a curated record